CUCUAUUUUGGCUUCAGGGAAAACCAGACGAUUCCAUUCAGAAAUCCACAGUCAAGCUUUGUGUGAGAAGAGCAUAGACGACAACCCUGAAAGAACGUUUGCAACAGCGUGGAGUGAAACAUAACUUAUUUUCAACAUUGCAAAGGAAUUAAAUCUUCGCAAAUAAAGAACAGACAGACGAACGAGCGUCUCCUGCUGCUACCGUCAGCCCCUCCUCCCCCUCCACCCCUCCAAGACCAACUUCAGUCCCGAGGGCGUGAAGAUAUUCAGGCAACAUGGAUGGAUUUUAUGACCAGCAAGUCCCUUUCAUGGCCCCCUCCAGGCAGAAUUGUCACGUGGAAGAACCAGCGAACACGCCAUUUAACGACCGGAAGAGAAAGUUUGUUGACACUGAGCUCGCCCAGGACACAGAAGAUCUCUUUCAGGACCUCAUGCAACUUCAAGAGACAUGGAUUGCAGAAGCUCAGGUGCCUGAUGACGAACAGUUUGUCCCAGAUUUCCAGUCGGAUAACCUAAUGUUCCAUGGACCUCCAGCCAAUAAAGUGAAGCGAGAGUCCAGCGCCUCCAGAGAUCUGUCCCCCUGCAGUCAGGAACAACAGAGACUCUACACAGACAAGUGCCUUUACAGCUACAGUGCCUACAACAGGAAGCCACUUGGCAUCAAUACUUUAACCCCACCCUCCACACCCGCCUCACCUUGCAGCCCCGCCCCCACCCCGGGGACACACCCCCUACAGAGGCAGAUCACGUCCCCUGUCCAGGCAACACACCCCGGCCACAGUCGUCCAACUCACGGGCACAGCCCCUCCCACCACCGGACACUCCCGCCACACCCGAGCCAAAGCCAGCCUUUCGCCGUGCCCCGCCUACCUGUCAAUCACUCCGAUGCCUCCUACAGCUCAGAACACAGGUUCCAGCGGCAGCUCUCUGAGCCAUGUCUGCCUUUCCCUCCGCCUGAUGGUGCCGCCUGUACCCCUUACCCUCCUCAGCCCCAUCACCCCCACCGGGCCCCCCUGUCCCGGGACGGCCGCCCCAUCUACCAGCGGCACCUGUCAGAGCCCUUGGUCCUCCUCCCUGCUCAGGGCUUCAAGCAAGAGCUGGUGGACCUCCGUUACACCGAGCAGGGGGUCCCCACCAUGGGCCCUCCCCGCACCCCGUUCCAGGGCCUCUCUAUAAAGCAGGAGCCCCGGGAUUUCUGCUUUGACCAAGAAAUGCAGAACUGCCAGUCUUCUUUCAGGAAGUCCGGUAACUUCUACCAAAACAGUGAUGGGUUGAUCUACGACGGAGAGCCUCAUCUGUACAACGACGACACAUGCGUGGUUCCAGAGAGACUAGAAGGCAAGAUCAAGCAGGAGGCCGGAGUGUUCCGGGACGGACCGCCCUACCAGCGCCGAGGUUCCCUGCAGCUCUGGCAGUUCCUGGUCACUCUGCUGGACGACCCGGCCAAUGGUCACUUCAUCUCCUGGACCGGCCGCGGCAUGGAGUUCAAACUCAUCGAGCCCGAAGAGGUGGCUCGGCGCUGGGGCCUCCAGAAGAACCGUCCUGCCAUGAACUACGACAAGCUGAGCCGCUCUCUACGCUACUACUACGAGAAGGGCAUCAUGCAGAAGGUAAAGGUGGCUGGAGAGAGGUACGUGUACAAGUUUACGUGUGACCCCGAGGCGCUCUUCUCCAUGGCCUUCCCUGACAACCAGAGGCCCAGCCUGAAGCAGGACCCGGACUGCCUGCCGCCGUCUGCGGGGGAGGACGACACCACCGUGCCCCUGGCCCACUACGAGGAUGGCUGUGGCCCCUACCUGGCCGACGGAGGGGAGCGGUGCGUCUCCUUACUGGGCUUCCCCGAUAACUAUUCAUUCUGAAUGUUCUGACCAAUGACGGAAUAAAGACAGCUGUCAUCUGGUACCCUGCCACACCCCUACCCUACCCCAAACUCUGGUCCCCUAGCUACACACCACUACCCUACCCCUUGUCCCCUAACUGUACACUCCAACCCCACAUCCCAAAACUACACACCACUACCCUACCCCACAUCCCAUAACUACACACCCAGAGCCCAAACCCUAGUCCCCUAACUACACACCCAGAGCCCAAACUGCUGAGCGGAUUUGGAGCUCUGUAACCCCCCUCCCCUACUCCUAUCCCAAACUCAGCUCCUCUUGCCAGUCUUGAGAUUACCCUCCCCAAGUCCCAAGGAAAAAACAGUCAACCCUGAGACGGCCAUCUUGCUUAUUCUUUGCCCUCUGUUAUCAAACUGAAUUGUGGCGAAAGGUGUGUGGUCCUCAUCAACAUAAACUGAACUGAGUGAUCUCCCUUACGGGGGUUGAGCGAGGACACUGUUCACGUGAUUUAUAAUGGGACUCAAGUAAUGGGCACGAGUGUGCCAGGAUUGUAGCCAAUAGCCAUGCAGUUUCCACAAUCUGCUCGGUACGAGUAUGACAAGUAAUGGCAAGGAUAUAAAACAUUGAUAAAGCAAUCGUUUUAUGGCUUGAUCCCAAACAAAAAGAGUAGUACACUUGACACGCGCACAGGGGCUUCACCUUGGAGAGAAUCUACGAACCUUAGUACCGCAGGUGGUGAUGUAAUGUAGCUCUGUAUGCAAUGAAUGGGCCAAACACACAGGCAACCAACCGACUGUUCUUAUUAAUCCAUAAUACAUCGUACGACUAUAAAGAAGCUGGGACGCGAGUACCCCGGAGCAAGUUGCUUUGGCCAUUCAUUAAAAACAACAACACACUGAAAUCCAAUCUGAAAUGGGAGAGGUGGACUCCGGACUCGCUAGCUCAGCAUUCUCUUCAGACUCUGGGGAUUUAUUUUUUCUCUUACCCAAAAAUGUAAAGCCUUCCCGGUGCUGUUUUACUCCUGAUGUUGGCGUGUCCUCUACCAGAUGUAUCUUUCCACCGCAUUUAACCAUGGCAGCUCUUUACUCCUGAUGUUGGCGUGUCCUCUACCAGAUGUAUCUUUCCACCGCAUUUAACCAUGGCAUCUCUUUACUCCUGAUGUUGGCGUGUCCUCUACCAGAUGUAUCUUUCCACCGCAUUUAACCAUGGCAUCUCUUUACUCCUGAUGUUGGCGUGUCCUACCAGAUGUAUCUUUCCAAUAUGUUUUUUAGCUCUUUCAUUUGACUCAUUUUGUCGUAACAUGUAAAAGGGACGCGCAUACAAAACAGUAUUUUUCCUGAAGUGUUGACUUCCUAUUAAGAAGUGUGUAUUGAAAAAUACAUGUUUAUGUACUAUGACGAUGACAAAAGUACUGCAACUGUCACGCAGUCCCUUCUCCAAAAACUGUAACUGCCAAUAGUAAGCUAAACAGGGGGGGGCUCUACUCGCAUUUUCUCACAGAAAGCUGUACCAACCUAUUGCUGUACCAUUCAAGUUUUCUGCUUUUCGUAUAGUUUAUCGGGGAGUAUAUGAAACAAACAUCUAAAAUGUAAAUGUAUAUAUGAAUAUAUUUUUGCAAAGUCAUAUGUUUUGACAUUGUACACGCUGGAAUGUUUGGCCUGGUAACGGGUUUGCAUCCUUUAAUUCUUGUCAUGAAGUUACGGCGUCCACAUUAGGACAUAUCCCCAGUCUCUGCAGGGGUUGUCUGUCAAGUCCUGCAAAGACUGAGGCUGUCCUAAUGUGGACACCGUAUUGAGGCAGUGGGUUGGAGCCUAGAAAGACCUCCCCGUUGACUGUGUGGUGGGCUGUGUCGGCGUCACACGUGUGUAACAGUAUAUUUUGAUAUGAUUCUGUCUAUAUGUGGGUUGCGGGGUAUCUUGUCCACGACGUUGAAGUUUGCUGGCACUUAUACAAGUGACAACCCCCCCACCCCCUUCCCCACAAAAACAAUGUGUGCCUUCCACUGCUUUUGGUUGAUUUUCUAUACUGGAUACAAUAAACUAUACUUUCUGCUUCAAA
Oncorhynchus mykiss (rainbow trout) is the source of this 3896-nucleotide messenger RNA. RefSeq names its product ETS translocation variant 5. Gene Ontology annotation, biological process: regulation of transcription by RNA polymerase II; cell differentiation. The record is from RefSeq and is a predicted model, not a curated record. Gene Ontology annotation, molecular function: sequence-specific DNA binding; DNA-binding transcription factor activity, RNA polymerase II-specific. NCBI's taxonomy places the organism in Eukaryota, Metazoa, Chordata, Actinopteri, Salmoniformes, Salmonidae. Gene Ontology annotation, cellular component: nucleus.